This is a messenger RNA of Theileria parva strain Muguga, 801 nucleotides long. It is a transcript of the gene ACBP2, whose product is annotated as Ankyrin repeat family protein. Gene Ontology annotation, molecular function: fatty-acyl-CoA binding; protein binding. The transcript has 9 exons. The record is from RefSeq and is a predicted model, not a curated record. Lineage: Eukaryota; Apicomplexa; Aconoidasida; Piroplasmida; Theileriidae. The coding region runs from base 1 to 756 and encodes 251 amino acids.
AUGGUGGACUUCAACUCUUUGAAGUCAUACUUCUUAAAUUUGUACGAAUCCUCAGUGUUGAUAUUAAAGUUUGGAUUCGUUCUAGUCAGAAGAUUUAAAAAUUCGUGUAAAAUAGUGUCUAUCGCCAGGUCUCAGGGCCAGUUAAGUGAUGAACAGUUUUACACUCUAUACGGAUUAUACAAACAGGCAAGGUUUGGGGAUUAUGAAGAUUAUUGGACUUGCUUUUCAGCCAAUUCAUCCAAUAAACUGGAGUCGUGGAAGAAACUUAAGGGAAUGUCCUCAAAGGAUGCCGCGAUAGAAUACAUUAGAUAUUCCGAACAGGUGCUGGCAACAUUUAAAGAUUCAGCUGAUUUUGAAACGAAUGCCGGAGUGUUCAGUAGAAUUAUGAUAAUGGAUUCAAUUGAGGAAACCUUUGAAUUUGAUGAUUUAUUUACGUCAGUUGUCGAGGGAGAUUUUGAUAAAGUUCGAAAUAUGAUCGAAAAACAGCCGAAAUUGGUGGAUGUAAGAAGCCCAGAGGGCUUAACGGCACUUCAUCUUGCCGCUGAUCGUGGGCAUCUCGAUAUCGUAAUGUUGCUCCUGGAUAAUGGAGCAAAUGUAAACGUGGUUGAUGAUAGUGGAGAUACUCCACUCCAUGUGGCACUUGAGUCAGAACAAGAAGAUGUUGUUCAGCUUCUACUAGCUAGAGGUGGUGAUCUAGAACAAAGGAAUUAUGAAGGUCUGAGGCCGAUAGACCUGAUAAACCUAUCUAAAAUGUAGAACAAUAUCGUCUAUGCCCCAAGAAACAUCGCAAGGGUUCCUUUC